This is a messenger RNA of Nelumbo nucifera (sacred lotus), 2361 nucleotides long. Lineage: Eukaryota; Viridiplantae; Streptophyta; Magnoliopsida; Proteales; Nelumbonaceae. The record is from RefSeq and is a predicted model, not a curated record.
CUCACCCACUACCAGUCUUGAGUCUCCCACUACUCGGAAAGCCGAAAAGCUUGACCCCUUUGUAGUUUGGAUGAUUACUUGAAGUAAACAUUUGCUGACUUGCAGUAGACUGUUAUCUCUUUCUCUGAAUAUGGCCGCGGUGCUGGACUCUCUGAAAGAGUUUAUAAAGUUUCCACCCAUUCAAUCUUAUUCGUAUAGAAGAACCCAUUUUCAUUUGGUGUGCUGCCACAAAAAACAUGGGUUGGUCAUCUUCCUUAGGCUUAGAGAAACCUCUCUGCAUGCUUCCUUUAGUACCAAUCUUUUUAGUUAUCAUAUCAGCUUUUUGUUCCAUCAACUCCUAUGCCAUGGCCUCAACCAACAAUACUACACCUCUCGAUCAAACCGAGGCCCUACUCAAAUGGAAAGCUAGCCUCUCCAGUAAAACCCAAUUGGUUCUCUCUUCGUGGAAACGUGUUACUGGUGAUUCUGCCAUGAAUUCUUCUUCCCUGUCUCACCCAUGCAAUUGGGUUAGAAUUUCUUGUAACCAGGAUGGAAGGGUCACUGAAAUUACUCUACCAAGCAUGGGUUUGCAAGGUACGCUCCAUAACUUGAGCUUCUCAUCACUUCCAGAUCUCGCUGGUCUUUAUCUUACUAAUAAUACACUCUUUGGCAACAUUGCACCACAAAUCAGUACCCUUUCCAAUCUCACCUACCUUGACUUAUCUGUCAACCAACUAUUUGGAGAAAUUCCACAGGAAAUUGGUUUACUAACAAGUCUCCAAGUUUUGUAUCUUCACCAAAAUUAUCUCAGUGGUUCAAUACCUUCAACCAUAGGAGAUCUAAGAUAUCUUACCGAUCUCGGUUUGCUAUCCAACAAUCUCAGUGGAUCAAUUCCAGCGUCCUUGGGUAAGUUGAGACACCUCAGCCUUCUAUACCUCUCUAAGAAUCAACUUUGUGGUUCAAUUCCUCCAGAGAUAGGAAAUUUAGUUUCUCUUACAGUAUUGUCAUUGCGAACAAAUAAUCUUACCGGCUCCAUUCCUUCAUCUUUGGGUAAUUUGAGAAACCUAACUUUUCUUUACCUAUACCAGAACCCUUUGUCAGGUCCUAUUCCUCCAGAAUUAGGAAACUUGAUAAAUCUAAUUCAGUUAGACAUGCCUGUUAAUCAUCUAACAGGCUCCAUUCCUUCCAGUUUGGGAAACUUGACUAAACUCACAUCCUUGCAGCUUUUUGAAAACCAGUUAUCUGGUUCCAUUUCAUCAGAACUAGGAUCACUUGAGUCACUUAUUGGGCUCAUAUUAUACAAGAACAACCUCACUGGUUUGAUCCCAACAUCCAUAGGUAAUCUGAGAAGUCUCAUUAAGCUAGACAUGUCCUCAAAUCAGCUUACAAGACCAAUCCCUCCCACUUUUGGCAGCAUGGCUAACCUCACCUAUCUGAACCUUGAUGGGAAUCAAUUAUCCAAUUCCAUCCCUCCAUCAUUAGGAAACCUAGAAUCUCUUAACCUUCUGAGCUUGAACACAAAUAGCCUUGUGGGUAUGAUCCCAACUUCUUUAGGUGAUUUGAGCAACCUUGUCUUACUUGAUCUUAGUAAGAAUGCACUCUCAGGCAUCAUUCCACCUCAUAUUGGUAAUCUUACCAAACUAAAAUACCUUGAUAUUUCUGUCAAUCAAUUCUCUGGUAAUAUUCCUUUAGAAAUUGGCCUACUUACAAGUCUUCAAAUCUUGUUCCUGGACCAGAAUCAUCUCAACGGUUCAAUACCUUCAAGCAUAGGAAAAUUAACAUACCUAACUAACCUAACAUUGUUUUCCAAUAACUUCACUGGUUUGAUUCCUACAUCCUUGGGUAAUAUGAGCAACUUAGCCAGUCUAUAUUUAUAUGACAAUGAACUUUCUGGUUAUAUUCCUCAAGAACUUGGAAAGUUGACAAACCUCAGUGAGUUAGACUUGUCCACUAACCAUUUAACAGGUCACAUCCCUUCUACAUUGGGAAACUUGACCAAGCUCACAGUCUUGCAGCUACUUCAGAAUCAAUUGUUUGGCCGCAUUCCUCCAGAGAUAGGAAAGCUCAAAUCUCUUAAAAAGCUAUUUCUCUUUGAGAAUGAACUUUCUGGUUCAAUUCCUCAAGAAAUAGGAAAUAUGACACAUUUAGUUAGUCUCCAGGUGCAUAACAACAAUUUCUCUGGUUAUUUGCCACAACAUCUAUGUAUGGGGGGGUCUCUAGAAAACUUUACUGCUGCUAAUAAUCAUUUCACAGGUCCCAUUCCAAAAGGCUUGAAAAACUGUACAAGCCUAUUCAGAGUUCGACUUGAAAACAACCGACUUCAAAUGUAUCAGAAGAUUUUGGUGUAUAUCCAUGGUUGAAUUAUAUGGACUUAAGUUAUAA